Microthlaspi erraticum is the source of this 480-nucleotide messenger RNA. The record is from the annotation of a GenBank genome assembly. Lineage: Eukaryota; Viridiplantae; Streptophyta; Magnoliopsida; Brassicales; Brassicaceae.
AUGUCCAACCAGAAGACAUUGGAAUGGGUUAAACAUAUACUUCGUUAUCUGCAAGGCACGAAAGAUAUGGGUUUAUUCUUUUCUAAUACAUGCAAGGAAGACUUGAUUGGUUUUGCAGAUGCAGGAUACUUGUCUGAUCCACAUACUGCCCGUUCACAAACUGGAUAUGUGUUCACUUGUGGAGGUACUGCUAUUUCUUGGCGUUCUAUGAAGCAAACUCUUGCAGCUACUUCUUCUAACCAUGCAGAGAUAUUAGCCAUCCACGAAGCUAGUCGUGAGUGCAUUUGGUUGAGGUCUGUAGUCAACACAUUCGAGAAGAUUGUGGUGUACAGACAGGAAAAGGAGCUCCAACGGUUAUGUAUGAAGAUAAUGCUGCUUGCAUCGCACAACUCAAGGAUGGGUACAUUAAAGGAGACAGAACGAAGCACAUCCUACCGAAGUUUUUCUUCACCCAUGAGUUACAGAAGAAUGGCGAUGUAA